AUGGCUGGAGGUGGCGACCCAAAAUGGCAGAAAGAUGCGUCCGACCAGAACUUUGACUACAUGUUCAAGCUGCUCAUCAUCGGUAACUCGAGCGUCGGCAAGACCAGCUUCCUGUUUCGCUACGCAGACGACUCGUUCACCUCCGCGUUCGUGUCGACGGUAGGCAUUGAUUUCAAAGUGAAAACCGUGUUCCGCCAUGACAAGCGGGUGAAGCUACAGAUAUGGGACACUGCCGGGCAAGAGCGGUAUCGCACGAUAACGACGGCGUACUAUCGUGGAGCGAUGGGUUUCAUCCUGAUGUACGAUAUCACCAAUGAGGAAAGCUUCAACUCUGUACAGGAUUGGGUAACACAAAUAAAAACCUAUUCGUGGGACAACGCACAAGUAAUACUGGUCGGCAACAAGUGCGACAUGGAGGACGAGCGAGUGAUUUCCUUCGAGCGCGGCAAACAGCUAGCCGACCAGCUGGGUGUGGAGUUUUUCGAAACGUCCGCCAAGGAAAACGUACACGUGACGGAUGUGUUUGAGCGACUGGUAGACAUCAUCUGCGAUAAGAUGUCGGAGAGCUUAGAUUCCGAUCCAACACUGGUGGCCGGCGGUCCCAAGGGUCAACGGUUGACCGAUCAGCCCGGCCAAGGGCCACCGAACGCGAACUGUAACUGCUAAAA
Messenger RNA from Anopheles marshallii, 668 nucleotides. RefSeq names its product ras-related protein Rab-3 (gene Rab3). Gene Ontology annotation, molecular function: GTP binding; GTPase activity. Gene Ontology annotation, cellular component: plasma membrane; endosome; synaptic vesicle. The record is from RefSeq and is a predicted model, not a curated record. Lineage: Eukaryota; Metazoa; Arthropoda; Insecta; Diptera; Culicidae. Bases 1 to 666 code for a protein of 221 amino acids. The transcript has 4 exons. Gene Ontology annotation, biological process: protein localization to plasma membrane; regulation of exocytosis; protein secretion.